AUGAUAAAAGCUGUGAAGAAGCUCAAAUCAUGGUCAAGAAAGAAGAGAAGCAGAAAGAUUCAUCGCCAUCCUCCCCCACCACCCUAUGAUCCCCCACCACCACCGCUCCGAUGUCAGUGUCACUGCUGCUCCUCCUCCUCAACAGCUCAGCCAUCGGCUCCACCUCUACCACCAUGGAUGGAUUAUACUGAGCAGACACAUGAGAUUGAGCCUCUUCCGGCGCCUGAACUUCACUGCCCUGCUCCAGAGGUAGCCUAUCAUCCACUUCCAGUUCCAAGCAAACAACCAAGUGCUGCACCUACAUCAUCUUAUCAGCAAUAUAUGAUUCCAGUUCCAGAUCCUGUCUACGGCAUACCAGUUGCACAAGCCCCCACAGUAGAAAGGGAGAGAUCUGCUGGCUUCUUUGGAUAUGUUGUUGACUAUUUGUUUAACCUCUUUCCAUGCUUUCGCAUUAGAGAAGCUGUUAAGUAA
Messenger RNA from Argentina anserina (silverweed cinquefoil), 471 nucleotides. Its product is annotated as vegetative cell wall protein gp1. Lineage: Eukaryota; Viridiplantae; Streptophyta; Magnoliopsida; Rosales; Rosaceae. The record is from RefSeq and is a predicted model, not a curated record. Bases 1 to 471 code for a protein of 156 amino acids. The transcript has a single exon.